Messenger RNA from Fomitiporia mediterranea MF3/22, 2202 nucleotides. RefSeq names its product NTF2-like protein. The coding region runs from base 116 to 1933 and encodes 605 amino acids. The transcript is spliced from 9 exons. The record is from RefSeq and is a predicted model, not a curated record. NCBI's taxonomy places the organism in Eukaryota, Fungi, Basidiomycota, Agaricomycetes, Hymenochaetales, Hymenochaetaceae. Gene Ontology annotation, biological process: poly(A)+ mRNA export from nucleus. Gene Ontology annotation, cellular component: nucleus. Gene Ontology annotation, molecular function: protein binding; RNA binding.
CUUGACUCCGACGCCCACCGUCGUGGUCUCAGCUCAGCCUUCAUCCUCAUCUGCAACACUCGUGUCUUUACUUUCGUUACUUUGAAACCGCGCAUUUAACCGAACGGCUCGCAAUAUGAUGGCCACGUCGUCUCGCCAGCCUCGCAGUGUUGCGAGCAAGACGCUGAAGGGUGUCGGGCUUAUCAAGAGGGAUGAGGAUGCGAACAUGCACGACCUCACAAGGGGUGGCCGAAAAAGAGUCACGAAGAAGGCUCCUUUGGGACAUCGCCAACGCUCAGUUGACAUUUACAAGGCCGCUGGAGCUCCAGACUCUCACAAAAUGCUUGCUUCAAGGCUAGCAGCAAAUCUUUCAAAUCCACUUGCCGUACGUGGUGCGGCACUCAAGCCAGCUAACAUGCGCGUUGGACGAGGAGCGGGCCGAUCACAAGUUAAGCCACUAGAUGUGUGGCGGGAAGUCGUGCAGAAAAGAUAUAAUCCCGAAGCGAGAUUCCUAAAUCUUGAACGAUUGGCCGACGAAGAAAUACUCAGAAGGAAUAAUAUUGUUGCACCUGGCAAACCCGGCUCGACGGGCAAGGAGUAUCCCGUCUUGUUCAAACUCGCGUCGCAGCUAAAGCCACCCGUCGAGACGAUUUCACUGGCAAACAACAAUAUCACUAUGGGUACUCAAAUAACCAGCUUGGCCCAUUACAUUCCCGAUCUUCGCAAUCUAUCUCUUCAAGACAAUAAGCUCAGGUCAUGGAGGGACUUAGAUCAGCUUUCAACGAAGAACCGCAAGCUGGCACAGCUCCGAGAAAUAAUUUUUAUCGGAAACCCCUUGCGUGAGACAGAAUUAAGCGCUGGCAGAGCAGAGCAAUAUAAGAGUGGAAUGAUGCGACGAUUCGCAAUGCUCGAAGUGCUGGACCAGGAAGCAUUAACGAAGAUAUCAUUCGUUGACGGACCCGUUGCGUCAUCGUCCAAUUCAGAUCCUCACGGACAGACGGGUCCCGAUUCCUUCGUUCUCAACAUGGCCCCUUCAUUCAUCACUGGUGUUGAAGGCACCGUUAUCAGCAGCUUUUUAUCACGAUUUUUCCCUCUGUUUGAUACGCAACGGACUGCCCUCGCAGAUGUUUAUGACCCAAAUGCGACCUUCUCAUAUUCCGCAUAUACACAAAUUCCUCCGCGGGCUCGUCUUCAAGGUUGGCACACUUCCCCUGCCAUGCCCAAUCAACGUAAACUAGAAUGGGGGCCUUGGUUACACAACCAAUCCGGUGGCUCACGCAAUUUGGCCUUUCUCUCUAACAACACAUCGCACGGGCUUGAACGCGAGUUGCGAAGUCUUCACACCAGUCCAGCGGAGAUCGUUAAAGCAUUGUUGCAUCUUCCUGUCACGCGCCACGACGUAUCUGGUGCUGCUGAGAAGUUCUGCAUUGAUGCAUGGCCUGUCGGACAAGGCUCAGCAAUGAUGUUGUUCCUGUGUGUGCAUGGGGAAUUUGCUGAAGAACCUUCACAAGGCGUUCGUUCGUUCGAUCGGUCAUUUGUACUUGCCCCGUCUCCUGCUGGUUCUAGAGCUGCAGCGAAUGGAUGGACCGUCACAAUUCUCUCCGAUCAGUUAACUGUUCGCCCUUAUUCAAGUCCCGAAGCAUGGAAACCCGGCCCGUUGAAGGUGCAGGGAGUUGAUCACACGAACCCACGUGCUGCUCCGCAGACCCCACAGAAACGACCACAACAGCUGCGAGCAGAUACCCAACGGAAGCUGAUGGAACCGGAAGUGCAAGCUAUGCUUGGCACUAUCCCUGAUUCUCAGCGUCGCCUCGUUGUACAAAUAUCUCAACGUACGGGACUCAACGUGAAGUUUUCGUACGAUUGCUUGGAGAACAACGGAUGGGAUAUUGAUCGGGCAGUCGCUAACUUCGAGCAGGUUAAGGCGACCCUUGGUCGAGAGGCAUAUUUCUAAUUGGACACUCACCCUAUGUAUCAGGACCUGAUCGUAUUUUCUCCCUUUUACUCUCUAUUUCCCUUUUUCUCUACAAUAACCAUCAUCGCAAUUACAACUCAAAUGCAUUUUACUCAACUCUUUUAUCUGUAUUUUUCGUUCGGCAUGGUCAUGAGGCUGCUAUAACCCAGUAUUAUCCUUUAAAAUAUAUCUCAUGUUCUGUUUCCUCAAUUGUCCUGUAGAGUUUUGCCCGAGUUUCUCACCUGCAUUACAAAUGUAUGACAGAAAUU